AUGCAUCUUCCGUCGUUGUUGAUCGCGCUUGGUGUAUGCACCGCAUGGGCCGCGCCAUUGGAGCAACAGCCACUAGCAAGUGGUCGCAAACAUGCAGGUCCUCACAAGAUCAAAGAUCCAUACAAGCCCGGUUACUACGAUGAGUGGGACAGGAAGAUUGAUUCUCAGGGCGACAAGUUGUCCCCAGAGCCACUCCGAAAUGGUGAUGGCACUGAUGUCCUGGGUCCACGCAACAGGGCGCGAGAGCGAGAGAAUCCAGAUCUGAUCCGACCUCCCAGCACCGACCAUGGUGCCAUUCCAAACAUGCGCUGGUCUUUUGCCGACUCCCAUAUCCGCAUCGAGGAAGGUGGCUGGACCCGUGAGACCACCAUUCGUGAGCUUGGUACUAGCAAAGAGCUUGCUGGUGUCAACAUGCGCCUCGAUGAAGGCGUUAUUCGUGAGCUUCAUUGGCACAAAGAAGCAGAGUGGGCGUACGUGCUUGAAGGCAAAGUCCGCAUUACCGCCCUCGACGUUGAGGGAGGCAGCUUCGUCGACGAUCUUGAGAAGGGGGAUCUUUGGUACUUUCCAUCUGGACACCCGCAUUCGCUUCAAGGCUUGAGUCCGAACGGUACCGAGUUCCUCCUCAUCUUCGACGACGGCAACUUCUCCGAAGACUCAACAUUCUUGCUCACCGACUGGGUCGCACGCACGCCAAAGUCAGUUCUUGCUGAGAACUUCCGCGUGCACCCAGAAGUUUUCCGAGCCAUUCCCAAGUCCGAGAAGUACAUAUUCCAAGGCUCAGCUCCGGGUUCUAUCGAGGACGAGCUUCCUCAUCCCAAGGGCUACAAGAAGUCGAAGCUUCAGUUCAGCCACAAGAUGCUCGCUCAAGAGCCGCUAAACUUGACCGGUGGUGAAGUCCGCAUCACGGACUCUACCAACUUCCCCAUCUCAAAGACUGUGGCUGCUGCUCAUCUUAACAUCAAGCCCGGCGCACUACGUGAGAUGCACUGGCACCCCAACGCCGAUGAAUGGUCCUACUUCAUCAAAGGUCGUGCGCGCGUAACAAUCUUCGCAUCCAAGGGCACCGCACGCACAUUCGACUAUCAAGCCGGCGACGUCGGCAUCGUGCCCCGAAACAUGGGCCACUUCAUCGAAAACCUAAGCGAUGACGAGGAUGUAGAAGUCCUAGAGAUUUUCCGCUCCGACAAGUUCCAAGACUUCUCGCUGUUCCAGUGGCUCGGCGAGACGCCUCAGAAACUAGUCAAGGAUCACUUGUUCGCGAAUAGUCCGAAGGAAGCUCAUGAGUUUGAAGAGGCGCUGAAGGAUGUAAGACCGGAUCCCAUCAAGGAUGUUGAUUGGGAUAAGUUGCUUGAGGAGGAGAAGGUUGAGUUAUGA
Messenger RNA from Parastagonospora nodorum SN15, 1374 nucleotides. RefSeq lists its product as hypothetical. Lineage: Eukaryota; Fungi; Ascomycota; Dothideomycetes; Pleosporales; Phaeosphaeriaceae. The record is from RefSeq and is a predicted model, not a curated record. Gene Ontology annotation, biological process: oxalate metabolic process. The transcript has 3 exons. Bases 1 to 1374 code for a protein of 457 amino acids.